Exophiala bonariae is the source of this 1518-nucleotide messenger RNA. RefSeq lists its product as uncharacterized. The transcript is spliced from 5 exons. Lineage: Eukaryota; Fungi; Ascomycota; Eurotiomycetes; Chaetothyriales; Herpotrichiellaceae. Gene Ontology annotation, molecular function: N,N-dimethylaniline monooxygenase activity; NADP binding; flavin adenine dinucleotide binding. The coding region runs from base 1 to 1518 and encodes 505 amino acids. The record is from RefSeq and is a predicted model, not a curated record.
AUGGCGCUCUCAACGCCUACUGUUGCUAUCAUUGGAUUGGGUGCACUCGGCAUUGUCACGUUGAAGAACUUGCUUGAAGAGGGUUUUGAUGUCACUGGUUUCGAGAAGAAUGAUUCCAUUGGAGGGCUUUGGAGAUUUACAGAAGCAAGUCAAACAUCAGCACUAGAAUAUAUUCCCUCGCACCCCUCCGCAGCGCAAGUCCAGCAAUAUCUCGACAAUUAUGCCAAGCACUUCGAGCUUGAGAGCCACUUUCGUCUAAAGACUGAAGUCCUCCGAAUCGAUCGCGUUAAGGAACAGCAGAAAUGGACUCUCACUUUGAGAACAUCUGACGGCAAGGAAGCUCGGGAGACAUUUGACAAAUUAAUCGUUGCUAAUGGUACCAAUAAUAUGCCGAAGAUCCCCACACUCACAGGACAAGAAGAUUUCAAAGGAGAGAUACUGCACUCGAAGGACUUUAAAAGACCAGCCAUGUUCCAAGACAAGAGAGUCGUGGUCGUUGGAAUCGGGAAUACCGCAGCCGACACAGCAACAGCUCUUUGCGGCAUUGCUUCACAAAUACCGAGAAAAAUGCCAAAUGGAAAUAUCCUAGACCAGGGUGUCACAUAUCGAAUGACGAAGAUCCAAUUUUCCAUGGCCAAAUGGGCACCCAGUUUCGCCGAGAACAUCAGCAACAAGUACGUCAAGAAGCGUCAGGAUGAAGCAUUUGAAAUCAAACCUGAAUGGAAACUCGACUCCCCAUCCAUGAUUCAUGCAUUACCCAUCGUGUCCGACAGUCUCAUUGCAGAACUUCAUAGUGGCAGAAUUGAGUCAGUCGCAGGGCUCAGGAAGGUAAAUGGAGAACGGCAAUUGGAGCUCGAAGAUAACUCUGUGAUUGACGUCGACGUCAUUGUCUGGUGCACGGGGUAUAGCUGGCGAUACGAUUUCCUGGGGGAAUACGACCCGACGCUGGAAUCGCACGAAGGCCACAUCCCCACAAUCACCGGCAAAGCAGGACCGCAUCAAAGGGCUAUACCUAGGCUAUACCGCAACGUUUUCUCUAUGGAUCUUCCAGAGAGUCUCGCCUUUGCAGGACUCGCAGCGUUUCAUACUCCCAUCUUUGUGAGUGCUGACUUGGCAUCACAGGCCAUUGCACAAUACUGGAAGAAGCCAGAGUUGAUGCCCUCUAAAGAACAGCGACAAAUGUCCUAUGCAAAGCACAUGGCCUGGGCGAAUAGGAUCCUCGCGCAUGGGAAACUGGAUCCUAGGUUUGUUGAUGCGCAAGUGUGGACCGAAUGGGCUGAGAAAGCGGCUGGCGUCCAUAUAUCCGAUCAUCUUGGUUACGGGUUGACUGGGUGGAAGUUCUGGUAUGAAGACAAGGAAUUCUGUAAGAUGUUGAUGGAUGGAAUAUAUAGUCCUCAUUUUCUGCGACUGUUCCAGAGUGAUAGGAGAAAGGCUUGGGGAGGCGCGCGUGUGGCGAUCGAAAAUGCCAACGAGAGGGUUCGAGAACGAAUCGCGAAGGCUAGCGAGGCUGCCCUAUAA